Molecule: messenger RNA, 4125 nt
Organism: Gigantopelta aegis
Lineage: Eukaryota; Metazoa; Mollusca; Gastropoda; Neomphalida; Peltospiridae
Exons: 4
Coding region: 37-798 (253 amino acids)
Source: RefSeq, a predicted model, not a curated record
AAUUAUCAGACGUAUUAUUACAUCUCAUGAGUGAACAUGGUGGCCAACUUCUACUUCGUGUUGAUGGCUGUCGAUUUAUUCAUCAUUUGUGGAAGUAAUUUGGCAAUUAACAUCGCCCGUGAUAAGCCUACGGUGAUGAGCAGCACGUAUUCAACUUAUGUUUCCAGUUUCGCCGUCGAUGGGAAGACGGGAACUAAUGCAUAUAUCGAUGGCUGUACCCACACCAAAAUACCUGCCAGCAAAUCUUGGUGGAUGGUUGACUUGCAGGGAACGUAUAAUGUUCACACCGUUACCAUAACAAACAGAGAUAGAUUCCCAGAAAGACUCCACAGUUUUGUUAUCGAAAUCUUUUCACAAAACCCUCAAGGAUGUUCAAGGACCGGUUCUGUCGUUUGUUGGAAUUACACCGGAGCGGAGCUGCCAACAGGCAAAUCUACGUUUACGUGCGACGGACCAACCAGAGGCCGAUUCGUCCGUAUAAGGAAAUGGAAAGUAAAGCAUAGCCAAGAUGUACUAUCCUUGUGCGAAGUUCAAAUAUACAGCUAUGAAGAAAAUGGUUGUGAUAAUUUUAAGUAUUUCUGGCGUCAGUUGGGAACACGUCUGUUAAGUCAACACUCUGAGCAGUUAAAUGACACGUCAUUGAUGGAAUGCUUAACGACAUGUGAAAGGGAAACCGGCUGUUUGGCUUUCAACAUCAAUGUCAGCAUUGAACAGUGUCAACUCAUCGCUAGUGGAAGUUUUAACGACAUCAAGGAGAUCAGUCCAGACUGGGAUUACUAUGGCAUGGAUUUCUGCUAGUCUGGGCGACAAACUGUUUGUAAAAUCGUAUCUCGUCACGGGGUAGAGUCUGAAGGACGAUGUAAAUGUUUUGUCUACAGGAGGACUGUUAAUUCCCAGGACGAAACAUCCUACUAGUGUUUGUUUUUAGAAACAUACAUAUAAUGGUUGAUUCAAAAUUUAUAGACAACGUGAAACAAGAAUAAUAUAUCCUAGAAAUUUAACAAUGUACUACUGAAUAAAAUAUGUACCAAUUGCAAAGCGUCAUAGAACAUUUUUAAAUACAAUAAUUAUGUUAAAAGUUGAGAUGAACAAGAACUUAAUGCAAGUAACAAUACUGGUUCAGAAUUGUUUUUAUUAAUGAAAAUGUUUUCUACCUAUUAUAAUUUGUGAAAUUCGAAAGAUUAAAAAAAAAAAAGACUGUAUAAUCUUAUAUAUAUUUCUCGGGCGAUAAAAUUAGUUUACUCUGUUUAAUGACGUCACUAAAGCAAAUUGAUUAUCGGCUUCUGGAUGUGAAACAUUUGAUAAUUCUGACAUAACGUCAUAAAAGGAGAUCAUCUGCAUGUUUUCGUUAACAGUAAGGGGCAGGAAAAGGUUCCAGUCAGAGGAAGGGUCGGGUCGAUCCUACGACUUCAGCCUCUCAGGCGGACGCGCUGCCGCCUCUUGUUUGAAGGGGAACAUGAUUAGAAUUUUGCACACAGUGGCUGUCUCAAAUAGUAUAGACUCCACACAAACGGAAACUUCUAAAAGAAUAUGUACAUUUCACUAUUGAAAAAUAAAAUAUAUACAAAAGUAAUAGAAACAUGUUAAAUGCAAUAUGCUGAAACUAGAGAUGAGAAUGAUGUUAUUCCAAGUAAAAAUACUUGUUGAGAAUUUUCUAUUCGUGGUAAACGUUUUCUACAAGUUCUACUUUGUUAAAACCGUUUUCUAUUUUGACUUCAAAAAAGUUCAAAUCCAGGCCAUUAUAUAUAGAAUGUAUGAAUGUUUAACGACACCCCAGCACGAAAAAUACAUCGACUAUUGGGCGUCAAACUAUGGUAAUGCAAAUAAAUAAAGUGAUGAUCAACAUCAAUAUAAAAAUUCAAGAUUUAAAUAAAAACAGUGUAACGAACUGUGCAAAAAUACAAAUAUCACAGAUAUAUACUGACCUAAACUCAAAUUUUCAUUUGUGCUGUAUUGGCCAUUCUCAAAAAGAAUGCUACACCCCUGCACCACGGUGAGGUUACAGCACGCAGCACAGUUCAUCAUUAAUUACUCUAUGUAAUGCAGUACAAUUUCUACAUUGGAAUAUAUUCUUUGAAAAAUAAACAAUAUGUCGAAAGAGAUUAUUUUUUCGUAAAUCGACUUUGCUUUUCAUCUAAUAAAAUUAUCUUAUUUUUAUAUUUUUUGAUGAUGAUCAUCAUCAUCAUAGAGCUCGGUGCAUGUACAGAUAUUUCCUUUCGGUUUCCACGCUAAUGCUCAUACAUAGCUUCUGUACUCUGGUUGGAGUUUGGAGUUUUCCUUCUCCUAGGAGAGUUUCCUUACUAGUAUUCUGAGCUCAAUUUUGAUUUCGGAGUUGCCUUCUCUUAUAGGACAAAACAGAAUAUUUAUACAGUUAGUAGUAAUUAUUUCCAUAUCUGUUUGUAUUCUAUAAUGUCUGGAACAAUAUCAUUUAUUAUAGUUAUUGUUUAAACAAAUUCUUAAUAGUGCAGUUUGUCGUGUCGCGCACUAUAGACAAAAACGAAAUUACGUAACUAUUGUAUUAGUGAUCGUUAGGAUGCACAAUGCCUGCUACAUUUAGUUGUAUUUCAUACUAAUAUGUUUAUAGUGUAUGAAUCUAUGUUUGUAAAUAGUUGCCGUAAUGUAUUUAUGGGAUAUUAGUGUAUUACGAUCGCUAAAUGUGUUAAUUUAAUGUUGAAGUCCGUGUUUUGGCCUUGCGGUCUUCGACUUUAUUUAGUUCCCACAUUCCUGUGCAUAUAGAAGUUAUGACACAACAUUGAUUUAAUAUUAUUGAUGCAAAUAGUUCCUCAAUUGCAACGUGUGUGAACUUACACACUGAAAACAUUCCAUGGGUUCAUAAAUAAACUGUGAUAAAUUUCCGUUUGAUCGACUGUUUUAACAUGGCUGAAAACUUGUACGAUCGAUUAGCUAUUCUUUCAGUUAAACGUAUCCUAAUAUUGUCUGUACUUCAUGGCAAAUAAUUUGUUUAAUUAAGUGAAAUAAUAACCGUAAAACUGAUUACCGUAAUAUUAGUGUUUUUUAGGAACUAUAUUCUUGUGCGCUAAGAACCUGUUUACUCAUACUGGUUGCUAAGGUCGGAUAUAUCGGCACACAAUAUUUGUAAACAACAGUAUUAAAAUGCUGUUUUUAUAAUUACCUCAAAGGGUUUUUCAUUAAAAACAUUUUAUAUUGACUUUAGAUCGAAAACGCAAUUGUGUAAUAAUAGUCUCAUAUUAAUGCACAUUAGAAUUUGUGUGUAUUAGUUUUAAUUCCCCGUGUAUUUGCAAUGCACCAUAGCUUGUUUUGUGCCAGGUAAAUAAUGUCGUGUUUAAAAUAUCCCCAAAGGCUUUUUCAUUAAAACUAUUUUAUAUUGAAAUAAGACUAUCAACGCAAUUGUGUAAUGAUAGUCUCAUGUUUGUGCACAUUAGACUUGUCUUUGUGCCUAGUAAAUACUGUUGUUUUUACGAAUAUUCUAAAAGCUUUUUCUGUGAAAUUGUUUCACGCUAAUUUUAGAUUGAAAAAGCAAUUAAGAAAUGCUAGUUUUAUGUUUGCACACUUUAGAAAUUACCAGUAUUAAUUAUUUUAAUUUGGUAAUCAUUUUGCUUUUUGCUAAUCUGACUUAUUAAUAAUAGGUGAAGUUUCUCAGGACUUAGAGUGUGCAUUUACAGACUGUAAAUUGCAAACUGAAGCUGAACCUAAAAGCAAUUACUUUAUUUAUUGAGCAAUUUUGCGCAUAACGUAAUUAUUAAAUGAAAUUAUAUUUAUUUUGAAAAGGUAGAUAGAUCUCUUCCUACCGUAACGUAAUUUCUUAUUGGUUGUUAUGACGUCAAGUGAUACUUAUGAAACAAGUAUAAAAGGCGGACGUCAAUGGACGUCAAGGGCUGUUCUCUCACUCGUUCCUGGUCUGACAAACAAACAUUAAAAACAUGUCCCCUUGUCCAACUUUCUAAAUGUAUUGCAUUACAUACAUUUAAAUUGACACUGGAAUACUUUUAACUUGUAGUUUCAAAGUAAAUUUUAGCAAAGUGACAUCCCUGAGUUUGCUGCAUUGUAAGAUGUUUCCGACUAAUACAAUAGUUCUGCGAUCAAACUUACAUAUUAAAUAUAUUAACUUGUUUAGUAUAUCAGUAUCGAUAUAUUCAAUGUGCU